AUGAGUCUAAUGCGUUCUUAUGCGAGAGUUAAAUACGAAAUCUAUUUGGAUUCUUCUAGUGAUAGUGAUGAAGAAGAUAAAGCUUUGCUAAUGUUUACACAAUUAUGUUUGGAUGAACGAUUGCGUAUUAUUAGACAACCCAUACCAAGGGAGGUACAAACACGUAGUGUAAUAACGCGUGAUCGAGUGUGGCAUGAUGUCAAAAUGAUGAAUGAUUAUUUUACGUCUGGAACCGGUUAUACCUCUAGACAAUUCAAACAACGUCUAGGCAUGAGUGAAGACUUAUUCGAGAAAUUGUUAGGAAAAUUGCUUGAAGUGGAUCCAGAAUGGGCUCAACGUCCGGAUGCAACCGGUACUAUGUGGCAUUCUCCGCAUAUGAAAUUAGUUGCGGUGAUGAAAUGUUUAUGCAAAAGUACGCCAGCUGAGAAUGUUGAUGAUUACACUCGAAUGGGUGCUACCACAAUAUAG
Molecule: messenger RNA, 468 nt
Organism: Papaver somniferum (opium poppy)
Lineage: Eukaryota; Viridiplantae; Streptophyta; Magnoliopsida; Ranunculales; Papaveraceae
Exons: 1
Coding region: 1-468 (155 amino acids)
Source: RefSeq, a predicted model, not a curated record